Messenger RNA from Schistocerca gregaria, 867 nucleotides. RefSeq lists its product as uncharacterized. The record is from RefSeq and is a predicted model, not a curated record. The transcript has 3 exons. Gene Ontology annotation, molecular function: peptidyl-prolyl cis-trans isomerase activity. NCBI's taxonomy places the organism in Eukaryota, Metazoa, Arthropoda, Insecta, Orthoptera, Acrididae. Bases 1 to 864 code for a protein of 287 amino acids. Gene Ontology annotation, biological process: protein peptidyl-prolyl isomerization.
AUGAAUAGACUUUGGUCCAAGUUCCAGCCCCUGGUGUUUUUUGACGUGGCGAUCGAUGGCGUGCAGAAGGGGAGGGUGGUCGUCGAGGUAUUUACGGAGACAACUCCGAUAGCUGCCAAGAAUUUCAGGGCCCUAGCGGUCGGAUAUGGGACGAGAACUCUGAGGAGACACAGUUCGACGGGAAAUACGACGGACACCGACGUCAAACUAUGGUACAAAAACAGUCGGUUCCACAGAAUACUGCCAGGAUUGAUGAUUCAGGGCGGGGACAUCUUAUACGGGAACGGAUACGGAUCGAUUUCUAUUUACGGGAGGGUGUUCGUGGACGAGCACUUCCACUUAUCACACAAUCGCCCAGGUCUUCUUAGCAUGGCCAACGCCGGUCCUGACACGAACGGGUGCCAGUUCUUUAUCACCACUCAGCCCGCCCUUCACCUGGACAACAAGCACGUCAUUUUCGGCCACGUCAUUUGUGGGUACGACAUCGUAAAGCUCGUCGAGCAGCAAGGCAGUCCCACCGGCCGGCCGAUGGCAGAGGUCAUCAUGACGGACUGCGGAGAGCUGUCCAGAGAGGGAUACUUGCAGGAAGUGUGUUGGGAAAGGGAGCGACUUCAAGCCAAAGUCGAGGAGAGAAAAAAGCAAGAAAUUUUUGAAUUGAACUUGUAUUUCCACUGCAAAAGGCUAGGGAUCGAGUACGUUCCUCGAGCCGUGAGGGAAAUGCGCCAGGCCGAAAUCGGACGCGACUACCAGCAGGAGGUUACAGCAAGGAGCGAACAAACAGUCAAGAUUGAUGAAGAUCUCAAGCGUAUUCAACACGUAGAAAGGAAGUUGAAAGACCUGGUCAUAGACUAUUCAAAAACGUAGGUC